AUGAGCAACAGUGGGGAACUUGUGUCAAUGAACAGGGAAAAGGCUGAGAUUCUUAACAACUUUUUUGCCUCAGUCUUCACUGGCAACCACUCUCCCCAUUGCUCUCAUGUGGAUGGACCACAAGUUGGAGACCAGGGUGAAAUGGUCUCACUAUGGACAAAGCCAAUUUUGAGAAAGGGUUACAGACGGCGGUUGGAGCUGUCAGAUAUUUAUCAAAUCCCUUCUGCGGACUCUGCUGAUAAUCUUUCCGAGAAACUAGAAAGAGAGUGGGACAGAGAGCUGGCAACUUCAAAGAAAAAACCCAAACUUAUUAAUGCUCUCCGACGAUGCUUUUUCUGGAAAUUUAUGUUUUAUGGAAUAAUGUUAUAUUUAGGGGAAGUAACAAAAUCUGUGCAACCACUUCUGCUAGGAAGAAUAAUAGCUUCCUAUGAUCCAGACAACUCUGACGAAAGAUCCAUAGCCUACUACCUGGCAAUCGGCUUGUGCCUUCUCUUCCUUGUGAGAACACUGCUCAUACAUCCUGCUAUAUUUGGUCUUCAUCAUAUAGGAAUGCAAAUGAGGAUAGCUAUGUUUAGUUUGAUUUAUAAGAAGAUAUUAAAACUGUCAAGCAGAGUUCUAGAUAAAAUAAGCACUGGGCAAUUGGUCAGUCUUCUUUCCAACAAUCUGAAUAAAUUUGACGAGGGUCUUGCUCUGGCUCAUUUUGUAUGGAUUGCCCCUUUACAAGUGGCACUGCUGAUGGGACUGCUCUGGGACAUGUUAGAAGCUUCUGCAUUUUCUGGACUUGCUUUUCUAAUAGUCCUGGCCUUUUUCCAAGCUUGGCUGGGACAAAUGAUGAUGAAAUACAGGAAUAAGAGAGCAGGAAAGAUCAAUGAGAGACUUGUCAUCACAUCAGAAAUAAUUGAAAAUAUUCAAUCAGUUAAAGCCUAUUGUUGGGAAGAUGCAAUGGAAAAAAUGAUUGAAAGCAUCCGUGAAACUGAGCUGAAGCUUACCCGAAAAGCUGCUUAUGUGAGAUACUUCAACAGCUCAGCCUUCUUCUUUUCAGGCUUUUUUGUGGUGUUUUUAGCUGUACUUCCAUAUGCUGUGACCAAAGGAAUUAUUCUCCGAAAAAUAUUCACCACCAUUUCCUUCUGCAUUGUUCUCCGAAUGACAGUGACCAGGCAGUUUCCUGGGUCUGUGCAGACCUGGUAUGACUCUGUUGGAGCUAUAAACAAAAUACAGGAUUUCUUGCUGAAAAAAGAAUAUAAAGCCCUGGAGUAUAAUCUAACAACCACUGGGGUUGAGCUGGACAGAGUAACAGCUUUUUGGGAUGAGGGAAUUGGGGAGCUGUUUGUAAAAGCAAACCAGGAAAACAACAACAGCAAAUCUCCUCGUACUGAAAACAAUCUCUUCUUCAGUAAUUUUCCUCUUCAUGCUUCUCCUGUUCUUCAAGAUAUAAAUUUCAAGAUCGAGAAGGGAGAGUUAUUGGCUGUAUCUGGAUCUACUGGAGCAGGCAAGACUUCCCUUCUGAUGUUGAUAAUGGGAGAAUUGGAGCCUUCGCAGGGUAAAAUUAAACACAGUGGAAGGAUAUCCUUCUCACCUCAAGUCUCCUGGAUCAUGCCUGGAACAAUAAAAGAAAAUAUAAUUUUUGGUGUUUCUUAUGAUGAAUACCGGUACAAGAGUGUCGUCAAAGCCUGCCAACUAGAAGAGGACAUCUCCAAGUUCCCAGAUAAAGAUUAUACAGUGCUUGGUGAGGGUGGAAUCAUUCUGAGUGGAGGCCAGCGAGCACGAAUCUCACUAGCAAGAGCAGUGUACAAAGAUGCUGAUUUGUAUCUCCUGGAUUCUCCUUUUGGACAUUUGGAUAUUUUUACAGAAAAAGAGAUAUUUGAAAGCUGUGUGUGCAAGUUGAUGGCAAAUAAAACCAGGAUCUUGGUUACUUCAAAACUGGAACAUUUAAAGAUUGCUGACAAAAUAUUAAUUUUACAUGAGGGGAGCUGCUAUUUUUAUGGAACAUUUUCUGAACUCCAAGGUCAACGGCCAGAAUUCAGCUCAGAGCUGAUGGGAUUUGAUUCUUUUGACCAGUUCAGUGCAGAGAGAAGAAAUUCAAUUCUGACUGAGACUCUCCGUCGAUUUUCCAUUGAAGGAGAAGGCACGGGACCACGAAAUGAAAUAAAGAAGCAAUCUUUUAAACAAACAUCAGAUUUUAAUGACAAAAGGAAGAACUCCAUCAUUAUUAACCCCCUUAAUGCAAGCAGGAAGUUUUCAGUAGUGCAGAAGAAUGGGAUCCAAGUCAAUGGGAUAGAGGAUGACCCACCAGAAAGGAGACUCUCGCUGGUACCUGACUUGGAACAGGGAGACGUAGGGAUGCUCCGGAGUAACAUGCUAAAUGCUGACCAUAUGCUGCAAGGUCGGAGGAGGCAAUCUGUCUUAAACUUGAUGACAGGCACCUCUGUGAACUAUGGACCAAACUUUUCCAAAAAGGGAAGUACAACGUUUCGGAAAAUGUCUAUGGUGCCUCAGACAAACCUGUCUUCCGAGAUAGACAUCUACGCCAGGCGCUUGUCUCGAGACAGUGUCUUGGACAUAACUGAUGAAAUCAAUGAAGAGGAUUUGAAGGAAUGCUUCACUGAUGAUGCUGAAAGCAUGGGUACUGUUACCACGUGGAAUACCUAUUUCAGAUACAUUACUGUCCACAGAAACUUGAUUUUUGUUCUAAUUUUGUGUGUGACUGUCUUCUUAGUUGAGGUAGCUGCUUCUCUUGCUGGGUUAUGGUUUCUUAAAAAGACAGCUUUGAAAGCAAAUGCAACACAAUCAGACAACAGUACCUCUGACAAACCUCCUGUGAUUAUCACUGACACUAGCUCCUACUACAUCAUCUACAUCUACGUGGGAGUGGCAGAUACGCUGCUUGCCAUGGGAAUAUUCAGAGGUUUGCCCCUCGUGCAUACACUUAUAACAGUGUCCAAAACUCUUCAUCAAAAGAUGGUUCAUGCAGUUCUUCAUGCACCUAUGUCAGCGUUCAACUCUUGGAAAGCAGGUGGUAUGCUUAACAGAUUCUCAAAAGAUACAGCAGUACUGGAUGACUUGCUUCCACUUACAGUAUUUGACUUCAUUCAGUUAAUACUGAUUGUGAUUGGCGCUAUAACAGUAGUCUCAAUAUUACAACCCUACAUCUUCCUGGCAUCAGUGCCUGUGAUAGCAGCCUUUAUUGUGUUAAGGGCAUACUUCCUCCACACUUCUCAGCAGCUGAAACAACUGGAAUCUGAAGCUCGGAGUCCAAUAUUUACCCAUCUUGUUACAAGCUUAAAAGGGCUAUGGACACUGAGAGCUUUCGGGCGGCAGCCAUAUUUUGAGACCUUAUUUCACAAAGCCCUGAACCUACACACGGCAAACUGGUUUCUCUACCUGUCAACGCUGCGCUGGUUCCAGAUGAGAAUAGAAAUGAUUUUUGUUGUCUUUUUCAUUGCUGUGGCAUUCAUCUCUAUCAUAACUACAGGUGAUGGACCAGGUAGAGUUGGCAUUAUUCUCACUUUAGCUAUGAACAUCAUGGGAACCUUGCAGUGGGCAGUAAACUCAAGCAUAGAUGUCGAUAGCUUGAUGCGGUCUGUCGGACGAAUAUUUAAAUUCAUUGACAUGCCAACAGAAGAGAUGAAAAACAUGAAGCCACAGAAGAAUAACCAGCUGUCAGAUGCCCUUGUAAUUGAAAACAGGCAUGUGAAGGAAGAGAAGAACUGGCCGUAUGGCGGCCAAAUGAUUGUGAAGGAUCUUACAGCCAAAUACAGUGAAGGAGGAGCUGCUGUGUUAGAAAACAUUUCCUUUACAAUAAGUUCAGGGCAGAGGGUGGGCCUUCUAGGAAGAACUGGCUCAGGAAAGAGCACUUUACUUUUUGCAUUUUUAAGACUGCUGAAUACAGAAGGGGAUAUCCAGCUUGAUGGAAUCUCCUGGGACACGGUCAGCUUGCAGCAAUGGAGAAAGGCAUUUGGAGUGAUUCCUCAGAAAGUGUUCAUAUUUUCUGGGACUUUUCGGAUGAAUUUGGAUCCUUAUGGGCAGUGGAAUGAUGAAGAAAUAUGGAAAGUUGCAGAGGAGGUUGGGCUGAAAUCUGUAAUUGAGCAAUUUCCAGGCCAGCUUGAUUUUGUUCUUGUGGAUGGAGGCUGUGUCCUCAGCCACGGCCACAAACAGCUGAUAUGCCUUGCCCGGUCAGUUCUCAGCAAAGCUAAAAUCUUGCUGCUCGAUGAACCGAGUGCUCACCUGGACCCUGUAACGUCCCAAGUGAUCAGGAAGACCCUGAAGCAUGCGUUUGCCAACUGCACGGUGAUACUCUCGGAACACAGGCUGGAGGCGAUGCUGGAGUGCCAGCGAUUUUUAGUAAUCGAGGACAAUAAAUUGCGGCAGUAUGAGUCCAUCCAGAAGCUGCUGAGUGAAAAGAGCUCCUUCAGGCAAGCCAUCAGCCACGCUGACCGCCUUAAGCUACUGCCAGUACAUCACAGGAACUCCAGCAAACGCAAACCUCGACCCCAAAUCGCUGCCUUGCAGGAGGAGACAGAGGAAGAAGUACAGGAGACAAGGCUGUGAGACUCGGUGUGGGCACACUCUUUGCGGAGUGAAUCAU
This is a messenger RNA of Dryobates pubescens (Downy woodpecker), 4585 nucleotides long. It is a transcript of the gene CFTR, whose product is annotated as CF transmembrane conductance regulator. Gene Ontology annotation, molecular function: chloride channel activity; ABC-type transporter activity; ATP binding. Gene Ontology annotation, biological process: chloride transmembrane transport; bicarbonate transport. Lineage: Eukaryota; Metazoa; Chordata; Aves; Piciformes; Picidae. The record is from RefSeq and is a predicted model, not a curated record. The transcript has 27 exons. Gene Ontology annotation, cellular component: cytosol; apical plasma membrane; plasma membrane. Bases 1 to 4548 code for a protein of 1515 amino acids.